AUGGUUGCUGAACUUGGACAAUAUGUUCAUGCAAUUGGGACGGAUUCCAACAAUUCGAUGGAACCCCAAAGUAUCAAAGCGAUUUACAUUGAACCUACAAAGGGACAAUGUACUGGGCACCAAGUGCUCAACCUCAAUACUAAGAAGAUGAUUUCCCGACCCAAGGUCAUUGUACUACCCGUUACCGACCAAGUAAUCAAGCGUGUUGAAGCUUGGGCUGCUGCUGAAGGUGUUGCUUCCAUGGAGUUCUUUGAUAAGAAGAGAGAUUUGGAGACAUUUCAAGAUGGCGAUCAAAUUGCAGGAGUGGAUGACACGGAACAAGGUUACUUAGAAGAAGCCUUUGAUCAGGACUAUGAACCUGAAGAUGAAGACGAAUGUGAUUUCAACCUACAUGGACAAUUCGAUGAUAUCGAUGACUCCGAAAGAGAAGAGCUCUUGGCAGAUGCAGACAAUGAUGUCAAUGAUAUGCCAGAACUCACUGUCAGAUUCCAAGGAGAUGAUGACUAUGAAUCAGUCGACGAUUCGGGUGAUGAAGGCGAUGAAGAGGAAAAACCUAUUGUGGCCGAUUUGGAUCACCAUCAAGAAAAUAUUGAUAGAGGAACCGAUGAUAUUGGGAGCCUCGUUACUGAUCUGGAGGUCCUACAAGAGCCACCAGAAGAAGAGAUUGUAUUUGAGCCUGAAACGCCUCAGGUAGCAAAAGUCACUCAAUCUGGGCAAGCAUAUGCGCAAGCUGCAAUGUCUGGGCUGAACCUUUCUCAAGUUCCAAAGAAACCAAAAGAAUGGCCUUCGAGCAGGAGUGGCAGUUCUACCAAUAAGAACAAGAAUCGAGUUGUGACAAGACGCAAGCAUCAAGAGAUAGAUUUGAAACCGUUGAAGAACAAGUAA
This is a messenger RNA of Cylindrotheca closterium, 885 nucleotides long. The record is from the annotation of a GenBank genome assembly. NCBI's taxonomy places the organism in Eukaryota, Bacillariophyta, Bacillariophyceae, Bacillariales, Bacillariaceae.